Messenger RNA from Yamadazyma tenuis ATCC 10573, 1747 nucleotides. Lineage: Eukaryota; Fungi; Ascomycota; Pichiomycetes; Serinales; Debaryomycetaceae. The record is from RefSeq and is a predicted model, not a curated record.
AUGCCAAGCACUAGUGUCGCCAAUCAAUCCAAGUGGAAUGGUAAUGUAGAAAUCUACCCCAAUAGUGAUGAUGACGUUGGCAAUUAUAUUGCUCGUGCCGCUCUCGCCAAAACCGCUUUUGUUCUCGAAGAUGCCAAAGCCGCAACCACCGAAGAACACGAGUUGACGCUUGCAGAGGCAUUCAAGCACCACAAAAAGGCCAUUUUCUGGGCUGCGGUGCUUUCGCUUACCAUUGUGAUGGAAGGUUAUGAUAACAUUCUUAUUAGUAGUUUUUACGGUUACCCUUCGUUCCAAAGAAAAUACGGUGAACCAGUAGGUGAUGGUCUGUAUCAACUUUCAGGAAAGUGGCAGUCUGCUUUAGGGGCCGCUUCGAGUGUGGGUACCAUUUUUGGGGUGUUUGCCAACGGGUUCCUUAUCGAAAGAUUCGGUCACAGAAUGGUGAUUAUGGCGUCAUUGGUAGUGAUGUCUGCCUUUAUCUUCAUUCCGUUCUUUGCUCCAAGUGUGGGUAUUUUGGUCUUUGGUCAAGUCAUGUGUGGUCUUCCCUGGGGGAUCUUUGCCACCAUGGGACCCACCUACUCGUCGGAAGUGUGUCCUAUGGCUUUGAGAGGUCACUUGACUGCCUAUGUCAAUAUGUGUUGGGCCAUCGGUCAAUUUAUUGCGGCCGGUGUGUUACAGGGUCUUGUGGAUAACACCACAGAAUGGAGUUACAGAGUCCCCUUUGCCGUGCAAUGGGCCUGGCCUAUUCCUCUUUUCAUCUUGACGUUCUUAGCACCUAACUCGCCUUGGUGGUUGGUCAGAAAAGGUGAUCAUGAAGGAGCAGAGAAGUCUUUGAAGAGAUUAGCAUCCAAGGCCGUUCACCACAGAAUCCCCAAUCAGGUGGCAUUGAUGAUCCACACUAAUGCGUUGGAACAGGCUCAACACCAGUCCAAGAGUAACGAUGAAAAGGGAUGGAGAGGAUACUUGCAAUGUUUCAAAGGUACCAACUUGAGAAGAACCGAAAUUGCCUGUAUGGCCAUUGCUGGUCAAGUGGCCAGUGGUUCCACCUUGAUGUACAGUCCUAGUUACUUUUUCUCUAAUGCUGGUUUGAGUGCUGAUAAUGUCUACAAGUUGAAUUUGGGGGUCACUGGUAUCUCAUUUACUGGGUGUGUGGUAUCGUGGUUCCUUCUUCCCAACUUUGGAAGAAGAACCAUUUAUGUCACCGGUUAUACGAUUUUGUCUAUCUUCUUACUUUUGACAGCUAUAUUGGCCACGCCCAAUCAGUCGGAUGGUUUGCAAUGGACACAGGCCGUGUUCACCAUCAUUUGGGUGGGUACCUAUGCUUCCACCAUCGGUCCUUUGGGAUUCACCAUUCUUUCUGAGAUCAGUGCUACCAGAUUAAGAGCUCAAACGGUUGCCAUUGGGAGAAAUGCUUAUAAUCUUAUUUCCUUGAUUUCACAGGUAAUAGAGCCGUACAUGAUUAACCCUACUGAAGGUAACUUGAAGGGUAAGACUGCCUAUAUAUGGUUUGGUACUGCUUUUCCUACGUUGCUUUGGUGUUAUUUCAGGUUACCGGAAACAAAGGGAAGAACUUACGAAGAGUUGGAUAUCUUGUUCGAAAGAAGAAUCGGGGCCAGAAAGUUUUCUUCCACCGAAGUGGAGCUUGAGCAUGUUGAGGUGGAUCUUCCUGGAACAAAAGAAUAAUAUAGGUAAGUCUAUAGUAAUGUUGUUAAGUUCAAUAGACAUGUUUGGGUAUGAAGCCAUUACAUAU